Messenger RNA from Trachemys scripta elegans, 1037 nucleotides. It is a transcript of the gene CLDN10, whose product is annotated as claudin 10. Gene Ontology annotation, cellular component: bicellular tight junction; plasma membrane. The transcript is spliced from 5 exons. Gene Ontology annotation, biological process: bicellular tight junction assembly; cell adhesion. Gene Ontology annotation, molecular function: structural molecule activity. The record is from RefSeq and is a predicted model, not a curated record. Lineage: Eukaryota; Metazoa; Chordata; Testudines; Emydidae. The coding region runs from base 79 to 771 and encodes 230 amino acids.
CCCAGAUGACUGAAGUACUCUCCGCAUACCACACAGUGACAGUGCUAAUUGUCCAGCAUACAGUGAAAGUCAAGAAGCAUGUUAGGGAUACAGAUUUUAGCUUUUAUAUUUUGUUUUGGUGGAAUAGGAGCUGUUAUUGCUGCCACUGCAUCAAAUGAGUGGAAAGUAACUAGCAGAGCAACAUCAGUUAUCACUGCAACUUGGGUUUUCCAGGGUCUUUGGAUGAACUGCGCAGGAAAUGCACUGGGCGCUUUUCAUUGCAGACCUCAUUUUACCAUCUUCAGACUAGAAGGUUAUAUCCAGGCCUGCAGAGGACUCAUGAUUGCUGCUGUCAGCCUUGGAUUCUUUGGCUCCAUAUUUGCACUGGUUGGGAUGAAGUGUACGAAAGUUGGAGGCUCAGAUCAGACUAAAGCUAAAGUCGCUUGUUUAGCUGGGAUGAUUUUCAUACUUUCUGGGUUGUGCUCUAUGACUGGUUGCUCCCUGUAUGCGAACAGAAUUACAUCUGAAUUCUUUGAUCCUACUUUUAUUGCACAAAAGUAUGAAUUAGGAGCAGCUUUAUUCAUUGGAUGGGCUGGAGCAUCACUUUGCAUAAUUGGUGGCAGUAUAUUCUGCUUCUCAAUAGCUGGAAACAGUAAAUCCCCAAGAAUGGGGUACACAUACAAUGGAGCCACAUCUGUGAUGUCUUCUAGGACAAAGGUCCACAAUAGUGCAGCAGAUUUUAAAUCACCAAAAGGCCCUCCAAAGCACUUUGACAAGAAUGCUUAUGUUUAAUUGUACUGUUCUAAGAUACAAAGCCAGUUUUCAAAUCAAUCAGUUUGUACAGUUCAGUCACAGAGUGAUUUCCAGAUGAGUACCAGCAUAAUCACCACCAGGACAAUGAAUUUUUAAAAUAUUAACUUGCAGCAUUUUACAUAUUGAUGUAAAUUUUCUUAUACAAUAUUUUAAGAUUUAUGUUGGUGUUAUAUAUAAAUUAUGUAUCUAUAAAUCACUUGCUGUUUUUGCUUUCUACAAAAAAUAAAUAGGAUAUUUACAGAUAA